Messenger RNA from Naegleria lovaniensis, 882 nucleotides. RefSeq lists its product as uncharacterized. The record is from RefSeq and is a predicted model, not a curated record. Lineage: Eukaryota; Heterolobosea; Eutetramitea; Acrasida; Naegleriidae. Gene Ontology annotation, molecular function: FMN adenylyltransferase activity. The transcript has a single exon. The coding region runs from base 1 to 882 and encodes 293 amino acids. Gene Ontology annotation, biological process: FAD biosynthetic process.
AUGCUCCCUAACUCGAGCUCGGAACAACAAACAUCAAUUAUUUGUGAUUCAAACGAUUAUAUACCAACAACAUCAAGUGCAAAUACAUCACCGUCCUGUACAGAAUAUUCAAAAAAAGGAACACCAUGGUUUUUGAGAGAAAAAUCAUUGGAAUAUUGUUAUUCGGAGCUUUCAAAACACCCAUCCUUGUUAGAAAAGGUUCAAAAAUCAAUUGAAAUCAUCAAAAAGACUCUCGAAAUGUACAACACACCCAUAGCACUGGGUUUUAACGGAGGAAAAGACUCUGUUGUAAUUGUUAAUUUAUUAAUCAUGUAUCUAUUGGAAAAAUUCAAAGUUGAGCAGUGUACAGCUGAAAAUUCUGCUAGCUCAAGUUUACAACAACUUUCAGCUCUAUUGAAUCAACACUGUUUAUUCUUUCAUUUCUCCAUACCACAUCAAUUUCCAGAAAUGGAUCAAUUUUUGGAACAAUCCUCCAAACUCUAUGGCGUCACUUUAAAGCUCAUUGAUGCUAGCAAGGGUUUUAAACAAGGCCUCGUUGAGCUGAUAGAAACAUCAUCGAGUAAACUUGAUGCUGUCUUCAUGGGCACAAGAAAAAUUGAUCCAGACGGGCGUAAUAUUGAUGUCUUUGAAAAGACCUCAGAUGGUUGGCCUGAAAUGAUGCGAGUUUCACCCAUCUUAGAAUGGGAUUACCAAGAUGUGUGGCAAUUCAUUCUCACCCUCCAUAUACCAUACUGUACACUGUAUGACAUGGGAUACACCUCAUUGGGCAGUGUGAAUGACACUGUACGGAAUGAGGCGCUAAGACAGCCCGAUGAUUCCUUUCUUCCAGCUUAUUUCUUGAUGGAUGGCACUUUGGAAAGGUUUGGAAGAAUGAAAAAAUAG